Molecule: messenger RNA, 1080 nt
Organism: Alternaria atra
Lineage: Eukaryota; Fungi; Ascomycota; Dothideomycetes; Pleosporales; Pleosporaceae
Exons: 3
Coding region: 1-1080 (359 amino acids)
Biological process (GO): protein dephosphorylation
Molecular function (GO): cation binding; protein serine/threonine phosphatase activity
Source: RefSeq, a predicted model, not a curated record
AUGAGCGUUAACAUUAUUGACGUUGGCGUCAGCAGGAUCCUGGGAGCUCGAGCGGAUCAAGAAGACCGUUACAUCACCUUGACACCGGGUUCGCUGAAGUCACGGAAAGAGCUCGCUCUCUUUGCGGUAUAUGAUGGCCAUGGGGGUACGGAGACUGUAAACCACGUUGCACAGCAUCUUCACACACACCUGGAACAACAUUUCAGCAACCCCAAGGCAUCAAAUGCGGCUGAGUACAAGCAUGCGAUACAAUGUGCCCUGCGAGCUUUAGAUCGCGAUCUAGACCGUGACAACCUUGACGGAGGCUCAACCGUCUCUCUCGUACUCAUCGAUACCAAGCAAAACUUGCUCAUACAGGCAAACUUAGGCGACAGCCAUGUAUUCUUCGCAGAUCACGAGCCGCGAUCUCCGCAAUCGUUAUCGCCCGAAUCUCCCACGCGGGUUGACUCCGGCACGGGUUCCAUGAGCUGGAAUGUGGAGGCACUAAGCGUGGAGCAUGCACCAGACAGCCCAUUGGAGAAGAGAAGAGUGGAAGAAGCAGGUGGCGAGAUCAACUACCGGUCCGGUAUUGCACGCAUCGGCGGCGUGAGUAUGUCGCGCGCACUAGGCGACUUGGACUACAAGAAGCCUCGCGUUAACCGUCUAGCGGGCCACGACCUUUCCGAUCUAGUUGGCGUAGAAACUGGCCUUGCACCAGGAAAGACUGCGAUUCAUGAUUUGGUAUCAAACAAAGCGCAUUUCACCGUUCGGACUCUCCAUGGCCAAUCCCUUAUCCUCCUGGCGUCAGAUGGUGUCGGUUCAGCGAAAGAGGCGGAGGAAUGCACAAGGCUAGCAGUUGACGGGUGGCAAUCUGGGAAGGAGGCGAAGGAAAUUGCCGAAGAGCUGACUUCUAGAGAGGGGGAAAUGAAGGGUGCAGACAACUGUACCGUCAUCGUGGUUGUGCUGGAUACGGAGAGUAAGGGACGCCGGAGCAUAGACAGCGGGAGGAGGAGUAUGGACAUCGGUAUGGAGGGAAGCGGAUCAAGAAGAAGGAGACGAUCAAGUAUUGCUAGCCUGAAGGACUGGAUACGAGACCGCUAG